Fraxinus pennsylvanica is the source of this 777-nucleotide messenger RNA. The record is from the annotation of a GenBank genome assembly. Lineage: Eukaryota; Viridiplantae; Streptophyta; Magnoliopsida; Lamiales; Oleaceae.
AUGUACACCUAUAUCCUACUUCUGUACCCACAAAUCACACGGCAUUUCCUCGUAAUCUGCUGUACAUUUUUUAAUACAAAGACUCUAGAUGGAUACCUUCCUCUUCACCUCGGAGUCUCUCAAGAUCCAGAUAGCAAAGUUGCAUGUGAAACCUGCACGAAGACUAAUAUGGUCAUGGUCUUUGGGGAGAUCACAACCAAAGCCAAUGUAAACUAUGAGAAGAUAGUUCGGGAUACCUGCAGAGGUAUUGGGUUCACUUCAGCUGAUGUUGGCCUUGAUGCUGACAACUGCAAGGUCCUCGUUAAUAUUGAGCAACAGAGCCCUGACAUUGCUCAGGGAGUUCACGGUCAUCUCACGAAGAAACCCGAAGAAAUUGGAGCUGGUGACCAAGGGCACAUGUUUGGCUAUGCCACAGAUGAAACACCAGAGCUCAUGCCACUCACUCAUGUCCUUGCCACUAAGCUUGGGGCCAAGCUCACUGAAGUGAGAAAGAACAUGACUUGCCCAUGGCUGAGACCUGAUGGUAAGACCCAAGUUACCAUCGAGUACAAAAAUGAUGGUGGUGCCAUGGUUCCUAUUAGAGUUCACACUGUCCUCAUCUCAACCCAGCAUGAUGAGACUGUUACAAAUGAUCAAAUAGCCAAGGAUUUGAAAGAACAUGCUAAUUGCCUAAUUCCCAACCAUUGUGCCUUCGCUUUGUUACCAAACUGUCUUGUGAAAUUACUGCAUUCGGUUCUAGAACAUGGGCAUAUCUUGGAUUUUGGUAAACUUGCUUGA